GUACCACUGCAGCAUCAGUACAAAAAAAAAAAGGAUAUUCAGGAGACAGACUUCGGAGGAGGAUGAAGAGAUAAUCAACCUGGAGACAUCGCGGAGCACUAGGAGAGACGCGCUUCACCUGCAGAGAGAGAGAGGGACAGACAGACAGAAGACGAGAGGGGAGGUGCUCCCACACGCGCUGAGUUAACUCAAACAAACACGCCCCCCCCCUCCCUCAGAGGCGUUCCCUGGAGCGAGUCCGGCCUGCCUGUGUGCGUGUGUGUGCGUGUGUGUGCGUGUGUCCUCCAGAGGGGGAGGUUGUUUGUGCGUGGGCGCGUGUUGCUGAGUGAGAGGGCGUGUCCGCAGCCUUUGAUGGGACAUUGAGAGAUGCACACCCUGCAACACCGCUGGACGGCCUGUAGGGGGAUCCUGGCCCCCCUGCUGGCCUCCCUGCCCCUCCUGCUGCUGUCCUGGCCGGCCCCCGCCCACGGGGCCAUCUACAUGCCCAUACACUAUAAAGUGGAGAACAUGUCCCAGCCCCCAGUCCUCAUAGAGUUCCCCAGGUCCAUAACCGCCUUCCAUCCAGACGACAUCACCCUCCCGUGCAGGGCCACGGGCAUCCCCGCGCCCACGUUCCGCUGGGUGAAGGACGGCCAUCAGUUUGGUGAGGAGCUGAUGGGCAAUGGGACUCUUUUGGGGGCAGGGGUGAAGCCGGAGGACAUCAAUGACUAUGAGGGCCACUACCGCUGCCUCGCCUCUAACAUGCUGGGGACCGCCAUGACCAACACCGUGGAGCUCAUCGUGGAGACCCGCCCAGUGCUGCCCAAACAGGAUAAGGUGAGCAAGAAGCUGAGAGAGAGAGAGAGCCUGGUGCUGGAGUGCAACCCUCCCAAGAGCUCCACCCCCCCGCUCAUCCACUGGAUGGACAAGAUGAUGGUGCACAUCCAGGAGAGUGGGCGGGUGGUGGUGGGUCUGGAUGGGAACAUGUACUACGCCAACGUCGUCCUGGAAGACAGCCGGGAGGACUUUAUCUGCAACGCCUACUACAGCGACGCCCGGACCAUCCUGCCCCAGGAGAAGAUCUCCCUCAGGGUCACGCCCAGUAACGACGGGGUGAGCCAGAGGAAGCCCCGCCUGUUCAAUAAGUCCCCCCACCACCACACGGCCGUGCUGGCCCUGCGGGGCCACAGCCUGGUCCUGGAGUGCAUCCCCUCCGGCUGGCCAACGCCCAGUGUGUCGUGGCGUAAGAAGGACAGCCGUCUGGAGACCACCAGUGCACGGGAGGAUAAGUUUGGUCGCUGGCUGCGGUUCGACUCCCUGGGCCAGGAGGACGACGGCGAGUACGAGUGUCAGGCCAACAACACGCACGGCGGCACGGCGCACGGCUUCACAGUCACCGUGGAGGCCGAGCCCUACUGGGUGGAGACCCCUGAGAGCCUGCUCUACACCCCGGGGGAGAACCUGCGUCUGCACUGCCAGGUGGACGGCAUCCCCACCCCCACCAUCACCUGGAGCAUGAACGGAGUCCCCAUCAAAGACGUGGACCUCGAUCCGCGCCGGAGCGUGUCGCAGGGCGUGUUCAUCCUGAGGGACGCGGUGCUGGACGACACCGCCGUGCUCCAGUGCGAGGCCAGCAACAAGCACGGCAGCAUCCUGCACAACACCUUCAUCUACGUCGUCGAGCUGCCCCCCCAGAUCCUGUCCUCCGAUGCGGUGGUCUACACCACAACUGAAGGAAAGGACAUCAACAUGCAAUGUGAAACAUUUGGAUCUCCACUGCCACACGUCACAUGGGAGCGGGACGGGGGCAUGUCCCUGCUGACUGACCAGCGCGUCUCCCUGCUGACCGACGGGACCCUGAUGAUGUCCAGCGUGGAAAGCGAGGACAGCGGGAGAUACACGUGCUCCAUCCAACACACCAACAUCUCCAUCGACGCCUACCUCACGGUGCUCAACCGUACCAUGAUAGUGUCCGGCCCCCAGCACCUGCGUCCCCUCCGAGGGACGGACGCUCUGUUCAACUGUGUCUUCCAGACCGACACACAGCUGUCUGGCCCCCAGGUCAUCUGGAAGAAGAAAGGCAACAAAUUGCAGGAGACCCCAAACAAGUAUAUAGUAUUUUUGAACCACACCCUGAAAGUGGCCAACGUCCAAUCUGAUGACAGCGGCGAGUAUUCCUGUGAGGUCAUCACCAAAAUGGACCAUGUGCACGCCACUGGUUUCAUCACUGUAGUAGCCCCCCCCGAGCCCCCUAAGGCUCUGUCCCUGUCGGAGCUGGAGAACCGCAGCCUGACCCUGAGUUGGAUCCCGGGGCACGCCCACAACAGUCCCAUCACCGAGUUCAUCGUGGAGUCCAGGGAGGGGACGCCCGAGGAGGAGGCCCCGUGGAGGGAGAUGAGGAGGACCUCCGGGGACGUCUCCCACCUGGAGCUCCUCCUCCAGCCCCACUCCACGUACCGCUUCAGGGUGCUGGCGCUGAACGCCAUCGGCCCCAGCCCGCCCAGCCAGCCCUCCCCCGCACACAGCGCGCCCCCCGCAGUCCCUGACUCCAACCCCGGCAAUGUGAAGAGUGAGUCCAUCGAUCCCGGCACCCUGAUCAUCACAUGGGACGAAGUGGACAAGCGGCUGCACAACGGACCAGACUUCAGGUACAAGGUGUUCUGGAGGGAGGGCCGGAUGGGCCACUGGAACCACGACGAGGUCGUCGGCCCGCCCUUCCUGGUCAAAGACACGGAGACCUACACGCCCUUCGAGAUCAAGGUCCAGGCCGUCAACUCCCUGGGGGGCGGCCCGGAGCCCGCCUCCGCCAUCGGACACUCUGGAGAGGACGUUCCCGAGGAGGCCCCAGGAGACGUCAGCGUGCUGGUGGUGAACAACACGGCCAGGGUGAGCUGGAGCGCACCGGGGAGAGUCCAUGGGAAGCUGCUCCGAUACCAGAUCUCCCUCCGGAGGCUGGGCCCCGUGGUGGCCCGGGGCCGGCGGGAGCUGGCCCGGGGCCGGCGGGAGCUGGCCCAGGACCAGCCCGACGGUGGUGAGGCGGCGCGGGGGGACGGAGAAGGGGAGGUCACGGUGGUGAUGGUGGACGGAAACAAGACCUCGGAAGAGGUGACGGGGCUGCGCUUCUAUUCGCAGUACGAGCUGUCUGUCAGCGCCUUCAACAGCAAGGGGGAGAGUCCCGCCUCCACCCCGCACAGCUUUAGCACCCAAGAAGGAGCUCCCGGAAUGCCUGCAUCCAUGACCUUUGAGAGCCCCUCUGAGACGGAGCUGAUUGUCCACUGGACGUCUCCGGAGCGACCCAACGGUCGGCUCGAGGGCUACGUCCUGCACUACCGAGACGAGGUGGAGAACAGCCCAGAGAAGGUGGUCCUCAUCCCUGAUGACGUGAACCAGCACUACCUCGGGUCCCUGAAACCACAGAGCCACUAUGUCUUCCGGCUGAUGGCCCGCACCGCUGCUGGCAUGGGCCCUCCUCUGACGGGGAAAGGGCACACCCUGCUGGACGGAGUUCCUCCAUCCAACGUCUCCCUGGAUGCCGGGGAGCAGACCGUCAACCUGAGCUGGGUGCCCAGCGACGAGCACAGGAACCACGGCUUCACCUUCCUCUACAGUGGGAAGGACGAAGGGGCCGGCUGGGAGCAGUCAGAGCUGCUGAACUCCACGCAGGGUUUCUAUUCGCUGACCGGCCUUCAACCAGGGACUCGGUAUCGCUUCCUCAUCGAGAGUGGCGGCGUGACGCUCUGGAAGGAUGUGAUAGAAACCAAACGCCCAGGGCUGUCGGAGGUGUCCGGAGGGUUCGCCACGCAGGGCUGGUUCAUCGGCCUGAUCAGCGCCGUGGUGCUGCUGCUGCUGCUGCUGCUCAUCCUCUGCUUCGUCAAGAGGAGCAAGGGAGGCAAAUACGCAGUGAAGGACAAGGAGGACGGCCAGGGGGACUCUGAGGCGCGUCCGAUGAAGGACGAGACGUUUGGGGAGUACAGAUCGCUUGAGAGUGACGCCGAGGAGAAGCGCUCGGCCAGCCAGCCGUCCCUGUGCGUGGCCAGCAAGCUGGGCAGCGACGACUCCCUGGCCGAGUACGGGGACAGCGUGGACAUCCAGUUCAACGAGGACGGCUCCUUCAUUGGCCAGUACAGCGGGCGGCACCCUCCCCCCCACGGCAACGAGAGCUCCGGGCCCGCCUCCCCCCUCGACCCCGCCCCUCCUCCUCCCAUCGCUCCCGCCAUGUCCACCGUCCUGAACCGACCCAGCUAGAUGCAGACACACACACCCACACACACACACACACACACACACACACACACACACACACACACACACACACACACACACACACACACACACACACACACACACACACACACACACACACACACACCUUACUGCCUGCAACAAGACACUAUGAGGGACAUCACUCAUAAAGGUCUGACUCCACUGCCCGUGACAACAAUAAC
Molecule: messenger RNA, 4424 nt
Organism: Gadus morhua (Atlantic cod)
Lineage: Eukaryota; Metazoa; Chordata; Actinopteri; Gadiformes; Gadidae
Product: neural cell adhesion molecule L1.1
Exons: 29
Coding region: 367-4224 (1285 amino acids)
Biological process (GO): axon guidance; cell-cell adhesion; brain development
Cellular component (GO): axon; plasma membrane
Molecular function (GO): cell-cell adhesion mediator activity
Source: RefSeq, a predicted model, not a curated record